Molecule: messenger RNA, 1013 nt
Organism: Notodromas monacha
Lineage: Eukaryota; Metazoa; Arthropoda; Ostracoda; Podocopida; Cyprididae
Source: the annotation of a GenBank genome assembly
CAAAUGAAAUCAGCAAGGAUGAAAUUAGUACGGGGGAAAAAAUUGCAAGUGAACACGGAAUAUUUCUGCAGUUCUCAAUCGGGGUGCUUCGACCCAGCGAAUCGGUGAUUGAAGCGGAAUUACACGUGUUUCGUUCGAAGCGAUUUCUUUCACCGAUGAAUGCAGAGGAAAACAAUGGACUUUAUCAGAUACACGUUUAUGAGCUGCAUCAUCGAAAGAAUACUUCAACUCCGAAAAAAUCCCAUCUAGUUUCUCACCUGGUGUCUACCAGCAGAGAAUCUUCCGGAAAUUGGGAAGUUUUCAACAUAGGCCACGCUUUGGCUUUAGAAGAGAGUCUUAAUUCCCUUUACGAUUCGAAAAACCGGGCCGAAAUCGAACUUUCAGUCGAGGCAACAACGACAAACGGGAAACCGUUGAAAUUGUCUCCAGAAACCGGACGCCAUUCAAAGCAACCGUUCCUUGUUUUAUACAACAUGGACGAAGUAUCUACUCGAAGUAAACGAUCAACGUCAAGCGAAAUCCAGUACCUGAAUUCCAGCUCCACGACUACCGAGUCAUCUUCGUCCCAUUCAUCAUCAGAAGCCACUGGCAUCACUUCCACGAUCCCUCUCAUCACGGACGAACCGAAUACACUUCCAGCACCUACGGAAUCUCCGCCACAACCGGAAGAUCAUGUGAAAACGAUGCCUUGUCAACGCUUGCCGCUGUACGUUGACUUCGAGCUCAUCGGCUUGGAGAACAUAAUUUCCCCGCGAGGUUACCAGGCAUAUUGGUGCCACGGUUCGUGUAGUUACCCGCUAGGCCAAGAGGUGUCACCGUCUAACCACGCAACAGUGCAAAGCUUUGCUCAUCACGUUGGAUUGAAAAGUUCGUAUGGGCCGAAACCGUCCGAGUUACAAAACGAAGAAGCGGAGGAGAUCGGUGAAAUCACACGAUACGCGCAACUGGAGAAUAUACCCGUCACAGCGCCGUGUUGCGUACCAUCUGGCUUGCUGUCGGUGUCGAUCUUGUUC